Messenger RNA from Stylonychia lemnae, 3102 nucleotides. The record is from the annotation of a GenBank genome assembly. NCBI's taxonomy places the organism in Eukaryota, Ciliophora, Spirotrichea, Sporadotrichida, Oxytrichidae.
AUGAAUCUCAACAAAUCAUAAAUCUCAUAAUUCACCUGCACCAACCCUGCCUCAAUCCAGGAAGAUCUCAUUGAUCUCUAUCUCACAGUUAAGGUUAGGAAAAAUGAGGAUAUUGAAAACUGUUCUGAUCAAUAGCUUGAGAGGGAAAAGUAAAAACUUCGCACCAUGGAUUUAUCAGUCAUCAUUUCAUACAUAAAGUCUUCCAUUGAAAUUUUGAAUAGCUUAAAGGCACAUAGCUCUCAAUCUGAUGGGUGUUCUUAAAGCAAACUACUUAGCAUUCUCGAAAAUGAUAUAAAUGAGAGUCAAGAGCAUUCAGUCGAUGUGAAAGAGUAUGAGCAAAUCAUUCAGAAGCUAGAGAGAGAUGUUCGAGAGCACAUCAAAAUUCAACAUCAAAUGAAACUACAUAUUGAGUCAAUUCAAAAUAAGCUGGAGGAGGCUGAGAAGUAAAAGGGUGAUCACAAGAAAUGCAUUGAGUAAAUUGAGAAACUUAAAAAGGAUAACAAACGCAUGGAUGAACUUUUGACGAUGAGAGAAGAUAAAAUCUCUAAGCUAGAGGAUCAGAAUGAUAAACUUCAGAAGAAACUUAAUACAAAUGAUGAUGGUUAGCAGAAGGUAAAGUUUUAUGAAGAAAAAAUAAAGCAAUUAGAAAAGUAGCAUCAAAAGGAGCAAUUAAGAUUGUAGACAGAAAUAAUGCAUCUUAAAAAACUGUAAAGCUCAAUUUCCUCUUCUUAUCACAUCCACACCUAGGAUAGCAAUCAUUUCUCUAACUUAGAUGGAGGGCUUGUUCCAUCUGGCUCUAUUACUACAACAACCACAUGUUCCUCGAAUUAGCAGAUUGAGAAACCCUAGGCAACCUAGAAAAACAACACAGGAAUGGUUCACAGAAAUAGCUAGCCAUAGGUAUAACAUAUCUCAAAUAACAACCAAGAUCAACAAAGGAAUAAUUACAAAGAUCUCUAGUCUACUCGCGAAUUUGAUAAUUUCAUAUACUCAAUGGAUAACAGAGAAAACAUACAUCCUAAUGUUCUCUAAAAUGGUCACACUCAAAAUUUUUCAAAGAGCAUCGACAAAUCAAGUAAUAGUAAAGUAAUCAUGGCUAAGCAGAUGCUAUUUGAAACUAUGGAUCGCACCAAUUUGCCAAGGUAGACUAAUUAAAACUUUUUCAACAAUACUAAUGGUUCUCAGAGUUAAUUGAAUAUGUAAAUGAAUCAAAUGCCUUAAAAUAUGAUGAAUGCUUAAAACUUGAAUCAACCUCAAGUAAUGAAUUAAUCCAGUAAUAAUAAAACAAUUGAGAGUUUGAUGGGAAGGAAAAGUUCUCUUGCCAAUAUCUCUGGAUAGAACAUCUAAAAUAUCCUGUAAACUCAUGAAGAUCAGUCCUAGUAGCAACAAUAUCAAAGACCACAAUCCUUUAUAGGCGAUUAUUCUAAUUAAAGAAGUGCAAGAGGCAUCAACAACAAUGGAAAUAAUGCAAAUAGCACUAAUGACCUCAAUAAACUAAGGGAAAAACUUACUUAGAUUCAGGGAGAGUUUAAGAAUACAUAGAAGAUUGCUAUCAAAAGAAAAUCCUCUAGAAAUGACAAUAGAGAUCCUGGGAUUGAUAUGGAUGAGUUAGAAGCUGAAACUGCCAGAAUACACAAAGAAAUAGUUAGUGAAAGAUGUGGUGACUAAGAUAGAUAAAAAGAGAAGAGAACUGUAAGUGAUAACACAAGACUAGCUACAGAGCAGCAAAAGAUGAUGGUUAUGCCCUCUAAUAACGGAAUUAAAGUGCUUUUAGACAAGAGCUAGGUAAACACGGGUAAUGCUUUUGCAAUCAAGAGACCUUCAGCUUAAAUGAUGACAGAUCGCAGUCAUCACGCUCCAGCAAAUAUGACAGCUAAUGAGCAAGAAUAAAAUAAUAAUGGGUAAAGCAAUACUAGCAGAAGACACUAUAACAUGGGAUAGGGUACCUAGAUAUCAAACUAUAAAAUCGUCAAAAAGAAGCCAGGUUCAAGUGUAAAUGGAACAAGCGGGACGAGCCACCUUAAUCAAACAUCAAUGAUCAGAGGUAGAGAUAGCAGUGUGAAUGGACAUGAUGGGGCAAAUGUUUCAAUGCUUAACAUAACCUCUAAUAACAUAAAUGGAAGCAGCAACUAUGCUAAAAUGUCAAGUAAGCAGCAAUAAAUGAAUCAAAUGCACCAAUAGUAUUAAAUGACAGCUUAGAAUAACCCAAAUCAAGUAUAAAAGAGUGUAGCAUAGGAAAGCGAUGUGAUAAGAACUUUUUUCGCUGGUAUUGCUAGUGUUACAGCUGCUUCAGUUACCCAUCCUAUUGAUACAGUUAAGAUUAGGCUGCAGAUUUAAGGAGAAAUUGGAAAGAAAGGUGCAUCAAACAAGUAAUAUAACAAUGUAUUCAGAGGUAUGUACAUGAUUGUCCAAGAAGAGAGUAUUAGAGGUCUUUAUAAAGGAAUUACAGCAUCAUGGAUGAGGGAAAGUAUUUAUUCAUCUUUGCGUCUUGGACUGUAUGAGCCUUUCAAGAGGCUAUUAGGAGCUACUGAUAAUAAAAACACUCCUUUCUAUCUUAAAUUUCUGGCUGGUGGAAUGUCUGGUUUUAUUGGAGCAGCAUUAGCCAAUCCAACAGAUCUCCUCAAAGUGAGGAUGCAAGCAUGGGAGGGAAAACCUCAUGGUUUGAUUUGGCAUUUCAAUGAUGUUUAUGCUAAUGGAGGAUUUUGGGGUUUCUAUAGAGGAGUGACCCCAACUGUAAUCAGAGCAAUUUUGCUGAAUGCUACAAAGUUGGCUACAUAUGAUCACAUUAAGCACAGUCUUAUUAACUACAAUAUUCUAAGUGAUGGCUAUAUGUGUCAUUUUGUUUCGAGUGUCUGUGCUGGUGUUUGUAUAGCUGUAGUCACCUCACCAGUCGAUAUCGUUAAAACCAGAAUCAUGAAUUAAGGAAAGGAGAAAGUUUAUUCUGGAAUGAUAGAUUGCAUUUAAAAGAUUUUCAAAUAGGAGGGACCAAUGGCUUUUUACAAGGGAUUUACACCCUAGUGGAUGAGAUUUGGCCCAUUUACCAUAGUUCAAUUAAUGGUCUGGGAAAAACUAAGAGACUUUUAUGGAAUGAAGGGUAUCUGA